CAUCACGUCGCAACGUAAACGUCAACUUGACCAUUCAUUUACAAUUUUUCGAUAUAAAUAUAGUUCUUUCUUGUGAAAUUAAUUAGUUUUAGCAUUUUAAAAUAUAACUUAAUGAGAAUAUGAACCGUACUGAGGGUUUAGUGCAACGAAGAAAUGUUAUAAAGGAGAGUAACACAGACGGACAGAAAGAAAAUCACGACAACGAUGAUAAGAAAAAUGAUAAAAAUUAUGAUGACGGAGAUUCCAAGGAAACUAAAUUGACAUUAAUGGAAGAAGUGUUACUGUUAGGGUUAAAGGAUAAAGAGGGUUAUACAUCAUUUUGGAAUGACUGCAUAUCCAGUGGUCUAAGAGGAUGCAUUCUAAUUGAACUGGGCUUAAGAGGACGACUUGAACUGGAGCGAGCUGGAAUGCGUAGGAAAGGCUUGUUGUCUAGAAAAGUGAUUGUAAAGUCAGAUACUUUAACCGGUGAUGUUCUGCUAGAUGAAGCUCUGAAACAUAUGAAAGAUACUGACCCUCCAGAAACAGUACAAAGCUGGAUUGAAUAUCUGAGUGGUGAAACAUGGAAUCCAAUGAAACUGAAAUACCAGUUAAAGAACGUACGCGAAAGAUUGGCUAAAAAUCUGGUUGAGAAAGGGGUUUUAACAACAGAAAAACAAAAUUUUCUUUUAUUUGACAUGACGACACACCCUCUCACAGAUAAUGUCGUUAAGUGCCGUUUAGUUAAAAAGGUUCAAGAAGCAGCACUACGUCGUUCAAUUACUGACGUAGCACAUGCAGAUAAAAGAUCUUUAGCGUUAUUGAUGUUGGCACACUCAGCUGAUGUGCUAGAGAAUGCCUUCGCGCCCUUAUCCGAUGAAGACUACGAGUUGGCGACGCGGCGCGUGCGAGCCCUGCUUGAUCUAGAUUUCGAAGCGGAAGCCAUGAGGCCCGAUGCUUGUGAAAUUAUGUGGGCAGUGUUUGCGGCCUUCACUAAAUAGUUGUAAUACGUUAUCGUCAAUGGCGAUUCUUAGAAAAUUUAACUAUAAAAUAUGGUUUAUAUUUAUCUGUUCAUAAGCCCAAUAUAUUAUGAUGACAAACACUAUCGGAGUUAAUUCAAACUGGAAUGGCCAUCGUCGGUACAUAAUAUGGAUCGUUGUACGAAAACCCAGAAGAACAAGUUUAAUGCCAUACAUUUUACUGUCGUGAAAAUCUUGGUAAAACUUUGUAAAAUUUGUACAAACCAGACUGUAAAUAAGAAUAUGUAACCAGUAUUAAAUUAUUCCAUUUGGUGCA
Molecule: messenger RNA, 1272 nt
Organism: Bombyx mandarina (wild silkworm)
Lineage: Eukaryota; Metazoa; Arthropoda; Insecta; Lepidoptera; Bombycidae
Gene: sau
Product: Golgi phosphoprotein 3 homolog sauron
Biological process (GO): Golgi organization; retrograde vesicle-mediated transport, Golgi to endoplasmic reticulum; Golgi to plasma membrane protein transport
Cellular component (GO): trans-Golgi network; Golgi cisterna; cytosol
Molecular function (GO): phosphatidylinositol-4-phosphate binding
Source: RefSeq, a predicted model, not a curated record